UCAUCAUGCGACACCGGAGACCACGUGGUAUCCGCAAAGUCAAGCGAGAUCACGGAAUAAACAGCGAGCUCUCGUCUGACAGAUUACAACAUUAAACCGCUAACCCGUGUUGUCUGGGGCGGGUGUGAAGAUGAACAGCGUCGGCGAGGGCUGCACGGAGCUCAAGCGCGAGUAUGAUCAGUGUUUUAACCGCUGGUUCGCCGAGAAAUUCCUUAAGGGAGACCGGAGCGCCGAUCCGUGCAGCGAGUUAUUCCACAAAUACCACACGUGUGUUCAGAAAGCCAUCAAGGAGAAGGACAUCCCUAUAGAAGGUGUGGAAUUCAUGGGCCCAAACAGAGAGAAACCGGACAGCUGAUGGCCUGGUUUUGUUUUGUAUGGACUAGAACAGAUGUGUUGCCAUCAGGACGCCGUGACACACAGACUGCAUCACUGACCCGCCGAUGGACACUCACUGUUGAGACUAAAACUGUACAUUCAGUGCUUUGCCUGUUAGUUAAUUAUUAUUCGAGAGGGUUGUUUGGCAUGUUUGAGCUGUCAGCGAAACAAAUAUGCAGGGAAAUGCAUUGUGCAUGUGUGCAUUAAAAUGAAACUGGUUUCUAUGGAAGCUUGUUUCUACCAUGAAAUAAUAAAUAAAUAAUUAAAAAAAAAAGUUAUUUGCAACUUUCUCUCACAAUUCAGAUUUUUUUCCAGACUUUUUCCCUUUCAAUUCAGAGUUUACAUCCGGCAAUUCUCUUUUUUUGUUUAUUUCACAGAAAAAAAAGAAGGCUUUUUAAUCACAGUUGCAAGUUUUUUUUUCUCCUCAGAGUUUACAUUUCACAGUUUUUUUUUUCCAUCUAAUAAAUUGCAAAUACUUUUUUUUUUUAAAUCUCACAAUUUAGACUUUAUUUUUUCAAAAUAGCAAGCUAUAUCUCACAAUUGCUCAGAGUUAUGUAUAUAAUAGUUAUAACUCAUCAGAAUUGCAAAUUACAAACUAGUUAGUUUACAUUUUAGAUUUAUUUUUUUAUUCAACGACCACAAAAAAAAAGUAAUUGCAACUAUGUAUCUUACAAUUCUGAUAUAUUUUUUUUCUGAAUUCUGAGUUUAUAUUUUGCUUUUUAGUGUUUUUUUCCCCCACAGAAUAUUGACUAUUAAACUUCUUGCAUCUUGCAAGUUUACUUCUCACAAUUAUGACUCUUUUCUCAGAAUUGUUAAAAAAAAAAAAAA
Messenger RNA from Labeo rohita (rohu), 1203 nucleotides. RefSeq names its product TP53 regulated inhibitor of apoptosis 1 (gene triap1). Lineage: Eukaryota; Metazoa; Chordata; Actinopteri; Cypriniformes; Cyprinidae. Bases 131 to 355 code for a protein of 74 amino acids. The record is from RefSeq and is a predicted model, not a curated record. The transcript has 2 exons.